Myodes glareolus (Bank vole) is the source of this 3458-nucleotide messenger RNA. RefSeq names its product serum/glucocorticoid regulated kinase 2 (gene Sgk2). The record is from RefSeq and is a predicted model, not a curated record. Gene Ontology annotation, biological process: protein phosphorylation. NCBI's taxonomy places the organism in Eukaryota, Metazoa, Chordata, Mammalia, Rodentia, Cricetidae. Gene Ontology annotation, molecular function: protein serine/threonine kinase activity; ATP binding.
UGAAAGGGUGGCAGUGUCAGAAGGGACCUGAAAGAGCCUUCACCAGGCUCAGGAAUUCUCACGAGGCUCUGGGAGCCCAAGGUCACACAGCUUAAGUUGGCAGUAGGUUUUUAACAGUCCAGAGGGUCCCCAGGGCACAGCUGUCCAGAAGCCAGUGGUGCAGCAACCAUAGUGAUUCAGUCCAGCAGUUAAUUAGUAACCGGACGGUGCUGAAGCCGACUCCCCUCUGGCUGGCCUGGGAGGCUGAACUUGCGCUGGUUUGAGAAACAGGCGAGCUGGUGACAGAUCACUCCUGCUUCGGAAGGUUGCUGGAUGAGUCAGGAUUGGGGAGACGAGAAAGCACCGUUCUCCAGGACCUGCGCUGGGACCCAGGGUUUUGAGGGAGAAAUAGCAUCCCCUAGGGAACAGAGGUCUCCCGUGCCAGUCCCGUCAUUGAGCACUGCUCGAUCUGUAUGACAUCACCAGCCCCCUUGCUGCUGCCACUGCUGGAAGUUCUGAGCUCUGCACUGGGGGCACCAGGCACUGACACUUGGCUCUUGUUGGGAGAACAGAGAGAGUCUCUUGUCCACGGCCUGUGCUCGGCUCCAACUGCUGCAUCUCCCCGAGGCCUCUGCCCAGGCUGCAUAGGGUGAGAGCUGCCAAGGCUGUAUCAGAAGUUGAAGGUGGGAAAGAGGGCAGCCCCGCCUGGGGGCCAAGAUCCAUCGUGCUUGGUCUUCCUUGGUCCUCCAGAGCCUACCUCAUCAUCACAGCUACAGAAUGGCCUCCAGCCCGGCUGGAGUUCCUAGCCCACAGCCCUCUAGGGCCAAUGGGAACAUCAACCUGGGACCAUCCGCUAACCCAAAUGCCCGACCCACAGAUUUUGACUUCCUCAAAGUCAUUGGCAAAGGGAACUAUGGGAAGGUUCUACUGGCCAAGCGCAAGUCUGACGGGGCCUUCUACGCAGUGAAGGUGCUACAGAAGAAAUCCAUCCUGAAGAGCAAAGAGAACCACAUCAUGGCAGAGCGCAAUGUGCUACUGAAGAACGUGCGCCACCCCUUCCUCGUGGGCCUGCGCUACUCCUUCCAGACCCCUGAGAAGCUCUACUUCGUGCUUGACUAUGUCAAUGGAGGAGAGCUCUUCUUCCACCUGCAGCGGGAACGCAGGUUCCUGGAGCCCCGGGCCCGGUUCUACGCUGCAGAGGUGGCCAGCGCCAUUGGCUACCUGCACUCUCUCAACAUCAUUUACAGAGACUUGAAGCCAGAAAACAUUCUCUUGGACUGUCAAGGACACGUGGUCCUGACAGAUUUUGGCCUCUGCAAAGAAUGUGUGGAGUCCGAGGGGACCACAUCCACUUUCUGUGGCACUCCCGAGUACCUGGCCCCCGAAGUGCUUCGUCAAGAGCCUUACGAUCGAGCAGUGGACUGGUGGUGCUUAGGGGCGGUCCUCUAUGAGAUGCUUCAUGGCCUGCCCCCCUUCUUCGACAAAGAUGUCGCCCAGAUGUAUGAGAAUAUUUUGCACCAGCCACUCCAGAUCCCUGGAGGCCGGACAGUGGCCGCCUGUGACCUCCUGCAAGGCCUUCUCCACAAGGACAAGAAGCAGCGGCUGGGCUCCAAGGCAGACUUUCUCGACAUAAAGAACCAUGUAUUCUUCAGUCCCAUAAAUUGGGAUGACCUGUACCACAAGAGGCUAACUCCACCCUUCAACCCAAACGUGGAAGGACCUGCUGACUUGAAACACUUUGACCCAGAGUUCACCCAGGAAGCUGUGUCCAAGUCCAUUGGCUGCACCCCUGACACCAUGGCCAGCAGUUCUGGGGCCUCAAGUGCAUUCCUUGGAUUUUCCUAUGCACAGGAUGAUAACAUCUUGGACUCAUAAGCGACAAGCGCUUGCAAAUCCGCCAAGACCAGCCGGCACCUGCAGGGGAAACCUUCUGCUGCCAGCAAGACACAAUGAGUUUGAUGACUCAAAGAAGAGCGAAGUGCUUUCUGUCACAUGAAAAACAGUGCAGGACUGGUCACCGAGUACCCACUCAGGUCUGCAGGACAGGCCACCAAGUACCCGCUGAGGCUGGCAGGACAGGUCACCGAGUCCCCACUCAGGCCGGCAGAUCAGGUCACCGAGUACCAGGCGUCUGUUGUUCUGAUUUGCUCUUCUUGAGAAAUGACUCCUGUGUUUGGUGGUGGUGGUUGUUGCUGCUGCUGCUGUGAGAAAAUAUCCAAGAAAGGUAACGAAAAGAGGAUCUCCUCGGGCUCACCACUUCAGAGGUUUCCAUCCAUGGCUGGUUGGUCCCAUUGCUGUGGUCUUUAGGCAAAGCUGAGUCACCUCGGUGGAAGGAGUGGCAUGGAAAAGCUGCUUACCUUCUUCCUACCAGGAAGCAGAAAUAGAAGACUGGUCUGGAAAUAAGAUUUACCUUCAGAGUUACGUCCCAAGUGACCAAUGCCCUCCAAGCAGGGCCCACGUUUUAGUUACCUUUCCAUCGCCUCUCCAUGCCAUACAAUUACGAAUCUAUGAAUGGACUAAAUCACUGAAGAAGCCUGGGUCCCCGUGACCCAACCAUAUACUAAAACCCCAUCAACUGGACAGGGGAACCUUCAGAAAACACUUCAGAUCCAAACUAAAAUAGCUUUGAAUAUUAGGGUUACAUGAUCACAACAUGGUUGCUGAUACCAUAGCCACCUUUGUGCUCUAAGCAAGAGAAAAGAGGGAUGAGACAGGAGUGGGUUACAAAAGGACACCAUUAAAGAGUUUCCCAGAAGCCCAGUUCAGUGGCUUCUUUUAGCAUGUCAUAAAUCCCCAGCCCUACUUAAUGGAGCCUGGGCACAAGCUACCUCUCAUAGCAAGGGCGUUCAAAUGCUGAGGGAAAGGGGAAGAACGUUAUAUAGGCCACGAGCACUCUGGGAAAGGACAUCUUGGUAUGUGAGUUUUUAUUUCAGUGUAAACUGAUGAGCUGCAGUGUAUUGCCUUCAGUUUCACAUUGCUCUGUAUGGACAGUAUCUUUGUUUUGGGUAGUAUUGAUAAACUGGAUAUUUGUUACUAAGUAUAGUUGCCUCAACACCUUUCAUAAUUCAAGGAAGCCCCUACUUUUGAGACUUGAGUGUGUGUGUGUGGAGGGGGGGAGGUGGCUACCUCCAUUUAUAGAAGCAAACACUGCCAGAUUCUGGCUUCUUCAUCCUCCGAGCUCAAGCAAGGCAUGUGGACCAGAGAUGCAUCUGUGCCAACCUGGGCCCAAGGACAGGACUGGAGACUCUUUUGAGUUCCUCCUGUAGAAGAGGUGACAGCGCAGAUUGUAACAGCCAGCCCUCAGCAUACCAGGGCUGCAGUGCUGAUCCUGGAAGCCUCAAGAUUUUCUUUGAAGAUUGUCGGAGUCCGGUGCUAGCCUGGACCAUAAAUUAUUUCUCUACCAGACCCCAACAUAAACUAUCUCUCUUUGGACUGGCGUGGAGGAGACGGGAAUAAAGACAUGACUCACACGGUUUCAA